AUGGACUCUCAAGAAUCUAGUUCAAGCUUUCAAAAAAAUACUUAUAACGAUAAAAGUGAUAGUGAUAAUAAUGAAAAUAACAUAGCCCCCUUAACAAAUAUAUUGACUAGUAACAAAAACAAAAGAAAAAGCAAAUUAAGUUUCCAAAAGCAACAAACUACAUUACUAGAAAUGGUUAAAGCUAACACUCCACAUAAAGGUGAUAGAAGAAAAGAAAUAAUCAGAGGAGUUGUUGAAUAG
This is a messenger RNA of Scutellospora calospora, 240 nucleotides long. Lineage: Eukaryota; Fungi; Glomeromycota; Glomeromycetes; Diversisporales; Gigasporaceae. The record is from the annotation of a GenBank genome assembly.